AAUAAUUAGUGUUAAAUUAAUUUUGAUGAAUAGGUGCAUAUGCUGGAGAAGAGCUUUGAGACAGAGAACAAGCUGGAGCCAGAGCGGAAGACGCAGCUGGCCAAGAAGCUGGGGCUGCAGCCAAGGCAGGUGGCUGUGUGGUUCCAGAACCGCAGGGCUCGAUGGAAGACAAAGCAGCUCGAGCGCGAUUAUGAUCUUCUCAAAUCUUCUUACGACUCCCUUUUGUCUAAUUAUGACUCUAUCCUUAAGGAGAAUCACAAGCUCAAAUCCGAGGUGGUUUCCAUAAACCAGAAACUUGAAGCUAAAGAGGAGACCAGCAAUAUCAAAGCAGCAGCAUUUGCACCUGAUCAUGCUGACGACGACAAGUGCGACCCUCUUGUUCCUGCUGGUUAUGAGAUGAGGGAUGCUGUUCCAAUAAGCUAUGCCGCUGGUCUGCAAUAUAGCUGCAGCGUCAAAGUUGAGGACCGCCUGAGUUCCGGGAGCGGAGGAAGCGCAGUGGUGGAUGAGGCCGAAGGUCCUCAGCCUGUGGACAGCGGCGACUCCUACAAUUUUCUCAACGAGGACAAC
Molecule: messenger RNA, 567 nt
Organism: Prunus avium (sweet cherry)
Lineage: Eukaryota; Viridiplantae; Streptophyta; Magnoliopsida; Rosales; Rosaceae
Source: RefSeq, a predicted model, not a curated record